Messenger RNA from Paramecium primaurelia, 491 nucleotides. Lineage: Eukaryota; Ciliophora; Oligohymenophorea; Peniculida; Parameciidae. The record is from the annotation of a GenBank genome assembly.
AUGUUUAUAGAAUCAAUUGAUCACUCUACUCCAAGAACGAUUCAAGAAAAUGAAAGUACAAAUCAAUAAUCGACUUAGUUUCAGAGCCAGAAUAUGAUUAAAAAAUUAACUAUAAACUUGAAGUUAGAAAAUCACAUCUACUCUUAUAGUUCCUAAGAUUUUAAGUUGAAAAUACUCAAAAGAGUAUUGCAAAACUAUAAAAAAAGCUUUCAAAUGAUGAGGUAAUUGUAAAACUCAUAUGUUUUUAUUUAACUAUUUGCUCGUUAUUAUAUAUAUUUGUUUUAAUUUAAUUUUAUUAGGUAAAAAAUAAACGAAUCUCAAGAAAAAAUUCAAUUACAAAACCUUUUAAAUGUUCAAAUUGCACUCAUACAUAUUCUUCAAAAGCAGCUCUAAAAUAGCACUUAAAACUGAAACAUUUUGAUGAACAUACUCCAUUGACUCAACCUUUAGAUUAAUAAAAAGUAUUAGUUGAACCAUUAUCCUAAAUAUGA